Messenger RNA from Penicillium lagena, 1839 nucleotides. Its product is annotated as acyclic terpene utilization AtuA family protein. Lineage: Eukaryota; Fungi; Ascomycota; Eurotiomycetes; Eurotiales; Aspergillaceae. The transcript has 2 exons. The coding region runs from base 1 to 1839 and encodes 612 amino acids. The record is from RefSeq and is a predicted model, not a curated record.
AUGAGCUCCAUAGCAGCCCGUCGACCCGUGCGAGUAAUCUCCGUUUCCGGGGCAGUCACUGAUCUACCGGAAAACCUGGCAGAGGCAGCGAGUCAUGCAAAUGUCGACUUCAUUGUCGGGGAUUGGAUGUCCGAGUAUAAUAUGACCAUACGAGGUAGCAGCAAGAUUGCAAACAUGGAUAACGUGCAAGCAGAAGCUGCAUUUGAACAUACAUUUCUGGAAGCACUUGAGCCGGCUCUCGCAUCACUCGCAACGCGCGACAUAAAACUUGCAGUGAACGCGGGGUCUUCAGAUACAUUCAGGCUGUGUCAAUCCGUGGAGAAUCUCGUUAAAGAGAAAGAUCUGAGCCUGACUGUAGCCUGGGUGGAAGGGGACGAAGUCUUUGAGAUAAUUCAGCGGCACCGACAGCAGGGAAAGAAAUUUCGCAAUAUUACCACCGGGCAGUAUCUCGACGACUGGAAAUACGAGCCAAUCUAUGCACAGUGCUAUCUUGGAUCAUGGGGCAUUACCGAGUCAUUCAGAAAUGGCGCCGAUAUUGUUAUUUGUGGUCGUGUGGCAGAUGCUGCACCCACAAUGGCAGCGGCGGCAUUUUGGCAUGGCUGGACAAACUCCUCUUACGAGGAACUAGCCCAUUCUCUCAUCGCUGGGCAUUUGAUUGAGUGUUCUACCUACGUGACUGGUGGUAAUUUCACGGGCUUUAAAUCCCUUCCACAAGGUAGCAACCCGCUUCUCAACUUGCCUAUUGCAACUAUACGGACGGAUGGUACCUUUUCGAUCGGUAUGCACGAGAGCUUGGCGCGCGGUGGCCAAGUUUCCUUUGAUACCUGUCGUUCACAACUUCUUUACGAGCUCCAGGGGAAGCGCUACUACAACUCUGAUGUUGUCGCAAUCGUCGAUCAGAUCAAGAUGGAACCUGAUGGUCCAAACUCCGUCUUUGUGAACAACAUCAAAUGGGAAAAGCCGCCCCCCACAAGCAAGGUUGGCCUUACAGCAAAAGGAGGCUUCCAAGCGGAGGUUCAUUACUUUGCUGUUGGCCUUGAUAUCCUCGAAAAAUCAUCCCUUUUGGAGAAGCAGCUUCGGUCGUACCUAGAUUGUGGCCAAUUUUCACUUCUCAAAAUCACGACUUCGGGUUGUGCUCAGCCCAAUCCAGCCUCCCAAGAUGAAGCCACUGUUGAUAUCCGCAUAUUUGCCCAAGCUGAUGCAGAAGAUACAUUCACACCCAAGAAUUUCCUUCGACCCUGCUGGAAUAUCAUUAUGUCGACUUACCCUGGAGCAACCUUUGCCAUCGACAAUCGACAAGGAUUGCCAAAGCCCUAUUUUGAAUAUUUUGUCACGAUCUUUCCACAGUCCGAGAUCAAUCAUGUUGCUCACAUACCUUCGCGCAACUGGUCAAAGCCUAUAGCUGCCCCCGAAGAUACGGUUCCCUAUCAGUUCGAGCAAGAUGUUCAGGAUGGUCCCACAGAGGUGGAUGUGUUGCGCGAUUUCGGACCAACCACUACAACUCCACUUGGUUAUGUCGUACAUGCUCGUUCUGGAGAUAAGGGAUCCGACUGUAAUGUUGGGUUCUAUGCUCGGAACAGGGAUGAGUGGUUAUGGCUGCGGUCCUUGCUGACUGUUCAGCGAGUCAAGGACCUGCUACAAAAUGACUAUAAUGGGAAGCGAAUUGAGAGAUUCGAGCUCCCCAACAUUCAAGCGGUGCAUUUUCUAUUGAAAGACCACCUUGAUCGGGGCGUUUCCUCAACUUCAACAUAUGAUGCAUUGGGCAAAAAUGUUGCAGAAUAUCUUCGUGCAAAACAUGUUCCAAUUCCUAACCAAUUCUUGGCUCGUGGGAAAAUCUAA